GUGUUUUUUUUUUUUAUCCCCGGGAAAAAAAAAAAAAAAGCAGAAAAUGGCGCAAAGUUGGUUCGGUGGUGGUGGGAGCAGCAGUGAAGAUCAGCUACAGAACACUUCGACACCGUCUUUACUAGCAGAUUGGAACUCGUAUGCGGCCUCAAGAGACUCUGAUGAGAGCUCCGGGUCAGCUUUCGGGUUUGAUCUCGAAGCCGCUGUUAGGUCCGCCAAUGAAUCCGUCUCUGGCACCUUCAAUGUGGUCUCAAAAGGAGUGAGAGAUCUACCUGGGAACCUCCAGUCCGCCACUAGUAAUGUCCCUUCUGGAAAAGCACUUAUGUAUUUUGGCUUACUACUGGGAACGGGGGUGUUCUUUGUUUUCAUUGCAUUUAUCAUGUUCCUUCCUGUCAUGGUUCUGAUGCCCCAGAAAUUCGCUAUCUGCUUUACUCUUGGAUGUGGCUUUAUCAUUGGUUCAUUCUUUGCUCUUCGAGGUCCAAAGAAUCAGCUGGCUCACAUGUCAUCUAAAGAGAGACUUCCAUUCACAUUGGGAUUCAUAGGCAGUAUGGUUGGCACCAUAUAUGUUGCUAUGGUGCUUCACAGUUAUGUUCUCUCUGUGCUCUUCUCUGUGAUUCAGGUUCUUGCACUUGGAUACUACACCAUUUCCUACUUUCCGGGAGGAUCUGCUGGGAUGAAAUUCCUCUCCUCGGCACUUACUAAUUCAGUAAUGAGAUGUUUUGGGAGGUGACCUUGGUCUCUCUGUUAUGAAUGUUUAACUCAGUGUCCCAGUUGAUAAUAAUGUCUCCCCUUACAUACCAAAAGAUUGUUAGACCGGAUGAAAUUGCCCUAGAUUUUCCCCAAAAAUGGGUCUGAAAUACACAUUAUAACCAUUUUUCCCUCUUUAAGAUGUGGGGUUUAAAUUGUUUUUUUAGAAGGUACGAAUGGUUACAACCUUUCUCCCAUCCCACAGAUGUGGGAUUCUGGGAUUUUCUUUCACAAGGAUUUAAAGAUGGGCAUUGUGCUGUGGCAGUUUGGUUUCUGACAUGAAGUUAAACCCUGCAAAAAGCUUUAUGAAUGAGCUUCUUAUAUUUUGAUGAGCAUUUUGUAGUGAGACCUUGGCAGGAUUUUGCUGCAGCUGCCUCUCUGUCGUACCGUGUAGAAGUGCAUCACUGCUGAUAUAGUAGCUUAAUCUUUCUGAUAUAACAGUUGACUUGCUUAGAAUUAUACCUUGCAUUUUGUUAUUGGUUCAGUGACAUAUGUGACAUCAAAAUAAGAUCUUCAUAUACUGGCUUAGAAAGUCCAA
Molecule: messenger RNA, 1285 nt
Organism: Mangifera indica (mango)
Lineage: Eukaryota; Viridiplantae; Streptophyta; Magnoliopsida; Sapindales; Anacardiaceae
Product: protein transport protein SFT2-like
Exons: 4
Coding region: 47-730 (227 amino acids)
Biological process (GO): vesicle-mediated transport
Cellular component (GO): membrane
Source: RefSeq, a predicted model, not a curated record